Liolophura sinensis is the source of this 3889-nucleotide messenger RNA. RefSeq names its product coiled-coil domain-containing protein 39-like. The coding region runs from base 67 to 2907 and encodes 946 amino acids. The transcript has 22 exons. Lineage: Eukaryota; Metazoa; Mollusca; Polyplacophora; Chitonida; Chitonidae. The record is from RefSeq and is a predicted model, not a curated record. Gene Ontology annotation, biological process: inner dynein arm assembly; epithelial cilium movement involved in determination of left/right asymmetry; cilium-dependent cell motility. Gene Ontology annotation, cellular component: axoneme.
GGAAAGCAAGUGACAGAAGACGGAAGACAGUAAACUUUCGUGACAUUACAAACAGAAUCGUCUAAAAUGAGCAACAGAGGGAGUAACGCGGGUACCCUGAGUAUCCUAAGCGAACUGGGAUGGGACGAAGGAUUUAGCAUGCCCGUGGCAAACAAGGAAAAUAAAUAUCUGGAGGAUGAGGUCACCCAGAAACAGCGGUCAGUGGUCAGGCAUAUCAAUGACCUGGAGGUCACCACUGACCGCAUUACAGCCAUGGCCGAGCAUCUGAAGAAUGUACGACAGGAACUACAACAUACACAGGGUCUGGUCAAUGCUAAGCAGAAGGAGAUAGAAACAGAAAGUCACUUUUCCAAGAUAGCAGAACGUGAGGAGGGCCGUCUGAAACAAGAAAUACUGCGGCUUCAGAAGGAACAGGAGGAACUGAAGGAAAAGAGAAACGUCUUUGAGAACAACAUUUUCCGUCAAACCCAACGCCUGGAGGAGAUGAAAUCACAGAUGAACUGGGACCAGCAGGCACUGGAGGCGUGGCUGGAGGAGUCAGCCAGGAAGGAUGAGGAUUCCAUGACUCUACAGAAAUACUCUAGACAUGACGAGAGCAAGAUUAAGGAACUGUCGCUGAGAAUGGAGAAGCUGACAGCAGAAGUACAAGGCAAACGUAAAGCUCUGGACCAUGAGACUACAGAGACAUUGACUGCUCAGAUUGAGCUUGACAAGACAGCUGAGGAUUUUAGGAAGGCUCACACUGAACGUCAGAAUCUGAUCUCUCAGUGGGAACAUACCAUAGAGCAGAUGCAGAGGAGAGACACCGAGAUGGACCUGCUGGCAGCGCAACUGGCACGAGUAAAGGCGGAGGUAAGGAAGCGUGAAGACAUGAUUAAGGAGAGGCAGCAGUUCUAUGAGAACGAGAUGGAUAACAACCAAGAGUUUGAGAAAAAGAUUUCUGUGGCAGAGCGAACAGCUGCUAAAAUGAGGCAGGAUUACACCGAAGCUGAGACCCAGAGAGUGCAGUUUAGUGACGAGUUGGAGGCGCUGAAAAGAACGGUGGACCGAACAGCUACUGAUCUCGAGGUGACAAGAGCAAAUGUCAACAUGCUCAAAAAGGACAUCGUUGACAAAAAUAACAAACUUAUACAAGUGCAGGAACUGCGCGAAACCCUGGUGGAGAAGCUGAAGAUCGCCACAGAAUCCACGCUGAGCGCUGAGGAGCGCGCUGCACGCAUGGAUGAGAUAAUGGAGGAUGAAGAGAAGAGACAGAAAGCCCUGGACAUGGAGCUGAAGAACCUGCGAGAUACCUGCUUCAAGAAGUCACAGGAGCUCCACGAGAAGAAACUGAAAGAGAAAAACAUUGAUGCUGAAAUACAGGGAAGCUCAGCAGCCAUUCGAAAUUUGAACAGUAAAAUCAACAAAAUGGACACCAACUCUCUCAAACAGCAGGAGAUCAUCUACAAUCAGGACUUCACCAUCCAACAACUUGAACGGAGGAUCAACCGCAUGCAGGGAGAAAAGUCUAAUGAUGAGAAAAUCCAGCUGGAGAUGAAAAUCAAUGAACUUACAGAGGAGCUGGAACAGAAAAACACAACCCAUGCCUUACUGACAGCUCAACUCAAGAGACUACAGGAUGACACAAGGAGAGUUGCGAGAGAACUAGAGAAGAGUGGAGCAGAAAAGGCUGAUCUUACCUCCAAAAUAGAAGAGUUAGACUUGUAUACUGAAAAUUCUGAGAAAGAACUGCGUAGAACUGUUGCUAAGAAGCAGGACAUGAUGGUUGAUGAGAACAUACUAAAACUUGAGCUGAAGAGACUCAGACAAAUCCUCUACUCCAAAUCUGAUGAGGUUCUCACCAUGGAGAAGAGGAAACUUCAGCUGGAAACAGCAAUGAAAGAGCGGCGCCAGGAGAUCAGUAUUCACAGAGAGAUGUUGACAGCCCAAAUCCGUGCUGGUGAUGAUGAGAGGCAACAGAUCAGUGCUGAACUUCAUGAAAGAAUCUCCAAAAUUGACAAACUUCGUAAGCGAUAUGAGAUCCUGAUGGUUUCCAUGGCACCCCCAGAAGGUGAAGAGGAAAAAUCUCAGGCUUAUUAUGUCAUAAAGGCUGCCCAGGACAAAGAGGAGCUCCAGAGGGAGGGAGACGAGUUAGAUGCUCGGAUACGCAAAGCCGAGCGGGAAAUCCGUGCCCUGGAGAACACACUGAAACUGAUGAACAGUCGCAAUGAGACGUACAGGAAAAGCUUCAACAAAGUCACAGAUACAAGUGAUGAGAUGGAAGAGAAGCAGCAGCUGGAGGAGCAACUGAGAGCGGUGAUGGACAAGUACAAGUACAAAAGGCGUCAGAUCCGAGAGCUACAGGAGGACUUACAGACGAUGAGCAGUACUCUGGAUAACCUGACCCGUGAUGAAGACGCUUAUGUUGAGCUGAUUGAAGAGAAAAAGUCUAAGGUGAAUCAGCUGAUGAAGGAGUUGGAUGACCAGAAGGCCAAACUGGAGCGUGUGGCCAAGCAGAACGCCAAGUACACUCGGGAGCUGAGGAACCAGACCAAGUCUAAGGAUGAGUCCCCACAGGAGCGUGAUUUUGAGGUGCGCGAGAUGCGAGAGUUCAACAAGACAGUGAUGAAGCAGAUUGGGGAUGUGGUGAACCAGCAUCAGGACCUGGGGGAGAUUGUCAGCCUUUACUUCUCACAGGCUAAUCUUCCCGCCCUGACGCCCACCCCGAGGGGUUCCCGAUUAGGCAGUGCGCGGAGCAGCCUCUCCUCUGUGCGGAGCAUUCGGUCUGUCGCCUCCACUCAGAGUCGUCCCAGCCCUGUUGAUAUUGGAGCAGAACUAGGUUCGCCAGCAAGUUCCCGCAGCGGUAGUUCCAUUGCAAGUGUUCGCAGUCAAGCGAGCCGGUCAGGUGCAGGCACUGGACGUCGCUAGCAUUCUCCAUCUUACAACAUAGGCAACUGGAUCGUUUUAAACCAUAACUCUAUUUUUAAGACAUGAUUUUUUUUAUCUUGAUUAUCUGAUAACUUCUUUUAUCCUGGUUUUCUAAUGAUCUUUGUUGAACAGCAUUGUGUAAAAGCUGCAACUGUGUGUUUUGUGCAAGCACAGCACGCGUUCAUUCCAGGGAACAAUUUUUUUUUUAUACGGCAAUAAUUUUUUUUAUAAUUUGUGGCCGUAUAUUUUAGUUUUUUUUACAGAGGUCCAAGCUGUUAAAUGUGAUAGACACAAAUUUUACCUUUAUUCUACAGCAUUUUACUUUAUAAUUUUGAAACAGUUACUUAUUUUUCAUUUUACUGGAGGAUUUGACCUUCUGAAAGGGCUGCCUAGAUAUAUGUCCGUCCAAAUACAUUUUACGAGGAAUUUCUAACUACCAGUAAUAUAUUUCUCUUCAAUCAGAUGUAUAUAAAUUUAUAAUGUAUUUAUUUGUCUGUAUUACAUGUCCAUACCAUUGUGAUCUUCUCAUGUACUAUAAAAUCUUUGGCUGACAAAUACAGGCACGUGGUAUGACUUGCAGUUUGACAUAUGAGUACUUGUUGUGAAGGAAGCCUGUAGCAGUAAAGAUACCUGGUGUCUUUGCUGACUGAAAAAUAAGGUCUUCUUAUGAAAGUUCUCGGGACCCUGGACAAGGAGGUUUUUUAGAUCAAAUCCAGCAGAGGCUUGUCAUGAAAUUUGUGUCAGGUACCUGGCAAGAUUGAUGGUUUCUCCAUUUCCUCCACCCAUAAACCUGACAUAUACUGUAUUUCACCUGAAGUUUGGUAUGUAAAAGUGCACUUUCCAAAACAUGUAAAGGCCUUCAAAAUGAUACUUUUUCUUGUGAGAAAUUAGUCAAAUUUCACAAAAAAACUCUUUAAGGUGUCAAGUGGAUGAAUCAGUCAUUCUGAAUGAUUGUAAGUGAAACAUUGUUCAGUAUGCAAUC